Molecule: messenger RNA, 198 nt
Organism: Saprolegnia parasitica CBS 223.65
Lineage: Eukaryota; Oomycota; Saprolegniomycetes; Saprolegniales; Saprolegniaceae
Exons: 2
Coding region: 1-198 (65 amino acids)
Source: RefSeq, a predicted model, not a curated record
AUGAACCUCGCCGCGGGCUUUGGCCACUUGGACGUCGUCGCGUAUCUCAACGAGCACCGAACCGAAGGCUGCACGGACGACGCGCUGUGGAAAGCCAUGGGCUACUUUGGCAGUGACGCCAUGGCGGCAGCCAAGACCUUUCUCGGUGCGUCCGUGCACUGGGACCGCAAGGGCAGUCUUGGUGAGCUCGUCUGCUAG